Messenger RNA from Parus major (Great Tit), 6866 nucleotides. RefSeq names its product pumilio RNA binding family member 3 (gene PUM3). NCBI's taxonomy places the organism in Eukaryota, Metazoa, Chordata, Aves, Passeriformes, Paridae. Bases 123 to 2042 code for a protein of 639 amino acids. Gene Ontology annotation, cellular component: nucleolus. Gene Ontology annotation, molecular function: mRNA binding. The transcript is spliced from 18 exons. The record is from RefSeq and is a predicted model, not a curated record. Gene Ontology annotation, biological process: regulation of translation.
UGUGCGGUGAGAGCGGCGGGCCCGGGAUCCGGCGGCGGCCGGGGCUGGGCGUCCUGGGAGCGGGGACCGCGGGCGGGCCUGGCCGAGCCUCCCCGCCUGUGCACGGCCUCUGUGUUGCCGUCAUGGAGAACAAGGGUAAAAAGAAGUUCGUGGGGAAAAGUGGGAAAGGACCUCGUGGAAAAGCGCCCCAUGGGAAGAGGAAAUUUAAAAAAGAUAAUGAUUCAGGUCCACCAAAGAAAGUCUUUAACAAAGGAGAUGAGGAGGGAAAGCCUAAAUCCAUUUCCAAGAAAUUUAUUAAAGGACAGUUGAGACCUGGAAAAGCUACAGUCAAACAAUUCAAGAAUAAACAGCAACCAGAAAAGUUUGCAAAGAAGAGAAAACUCCAGGAUGGUGAAGAGGGAGGGUCAGAGUCUAAGAAGCCAAAAUGGAGUGAAUUCAAAAAGAAAAGGAAAGAGUUAAAGCAAACCAGACAAAUUAAUGAUAAAAAUAAUUAUGACCUAAUUGUAAAAUCAAAACAAAUAUGGGAAAGCAUAAGAAGAAAAAAGUGUGAUAAAGAUAAACGAGAAAAGCUGAUGAAUGAGCUACAGAAGCUUCUUCAUGGGAAAAUUAAAAAUCUGGCAUUUGCACACGAUUCAACACGAGUGAUCCAGUGUUUUAUUCAGUAUGGUAAUGAGAAGCAAAGGCAAGAGACAUUUGAACAACUGAAAGAUAGCCUAAUAGAGUUGAGCAAGUCAAAGUAUUCCAGAAAUAUUGUGAAGAAGUUUCUUAUGUAUGGGACAAAAGCACAAGUUGCAGAAAUAAUAAAAAGUUUUAAAGGGCAUGUGAAAAAGAUGCUGCGUCAUGCAGAAGCAUCUGCUGUAGUGGAAUAUGCAUAUAAUGACAAAGCCAUUCUGGAGCAGAGGAAUAUGCUGACAGAAGAACUAUAUGGGAACACUUUCCAGGUUUACAAGACACCGGCUGUCCCAACACUGGAUAAAGUGCUAGAAGCUCAACCUGAAAAGAGAGAGGCCAUCUUGGAUGAAAUGAAGCAGAUUCUUACACCAAUGGCACAAAAAGAGGCGGUGAUAAAGCACUCACUGGUACAUAAAGUAUUUUUGGACUUUUUCACUUUUGCUCUUCCGAAACAAAGAUCUGAAAUGAUAGAAGCUAUCAGAGAGGCUGUCAUCUACCUGGCACACACUCACGAUGGAGCCCGAGUAGCAAUGCACUGUUUAUGGCAUGGCACUCCCAAGGACAGAAAGGUCAUUGUGAAAACUAUGAAGACGUAUAUAGAAAAAAUAGCAACGGGUGAAUUUUCUCAUCUGGUCUUGCUGGCAGCAUUUGAUUGCAUUGAUGACACUAAACUUGUGAAGCAGUUAAUUAUAUCAGAAAUAAAGGCUUCUUUGCCCGAUAUAAUAAACAACAAAUAUGGAAAGAAGGUCUUGUUGUACUUGCUAAGUCCUAGAGAUCCUGCACAUUUUGUUCCAGAAAUCAUCACACUUCUGCAACAGGGAGAUGGAAAUGCCUAUAGUAAGAAGAAUACUGAACUCCGUCGCCAUGAACUCCUGGAAGCCAUUUCCUCACCUUUGCUAGAAUAUUUGCAAGAACACACCCAAGAAGUAGUGAUAGACAAAGCUACUUUUGUCUUGGUUGCUGAUAUUUUAAGAACAGCUCUUGGUGACAUCCAGCCUGCGCUAGAUGCAAUUGCUCAGUUAGCAGCAGAAGAGCUGGUCCCAGGGGGCCGUGAUGGACAGCUUCACAUUGCAGAACAUCCGGCAGGCCAUCUAGUUUUGAAGUGGUUAAUAGAGCAAGAUGAAAAAAUGAGAGAGAGUGGAAAAGAAGUUUGCUUUGGAAGAACAUUGGUGGAACAUGUUGGUAUUGAGAAUUUGAAGACCUGGGCAGAAGUAAAUCGAGGUGCCAUUAUUCUUUGUUGCCUUCUCCGAAGCACUGAUGAAAAGGUGGCAAGUACAGUCAAAAAAGGACUAAAAAAGCUCAUCCCAAAGCUGAAGCAGAAUAAAAAUGUAAAAGGAAUAGAAGCAUUGCUGGAGAAAUUGACUUCCUAGUGUAAAUGAACCUAAAAUAAUUAUUUACAUCAAUGCAGUGAACGGAGAUUUGGUAAGAUUUUGUACCAUGGUUUUAAGAAGCAGAGUAUGUCUUUGUAUAUUAAAUAAUUUCUAAAACAACUUGUCAUUGUACUCAUUCUGUUGUGCACAAUAGAAGAUUGUUCUCACAGAUUGAAAUCCCAAGAUUUCAGAGCUAAUGGAAACUUCUGAACACAUAAUCAAGGCUUAAAUCUUUCCUGAUAACUUGUACAAAAAUGUUUUAAGUGUUGUUAAAAUUUGCAUGUAUGGUGUCAUGGUUACCAUAGAAACACAAGCAUCUGUUCUGGACAUACUGUGUUUGGACAACUCUAUUUGUUUUAAUCCCCUUCCCUUCUGGUUUCCUAAAAAGAAAAACCAACCGGGAGAACUACUUAAGUCCCAUUCUUACCCUGUGGUGCAGGCUAUUGUCCCUAGGAGCUAACAAGAAUAGAAUGAAAAUAGUGUCUCUGACUUCUUUCAGAGAAGGUCCUGAAGGAACAGCUGACUGUUUCAAUGGACCACAGUUAGGUUUCACUCAAGUAUUUUAAUAACACACUUUUAAGCCCUAAUUAAACCCAAGGGAUUUGGGGGUGUUUUGGGGAUUUUUUUGUGGUAGUGGGGGAGGAGUGAAUUCACUUCUACAUGAUGCCAAAUCAGUAUCCUGUUGAUUUUUCCUGUACAUUAGUAUGAUCUAGAAAAAUGAAGUCAAUAUUUUAUUUUCUCCAUUUAGGAAAAAAUCCAAAACUUCCUUCCACAUGGAAAAACUUAUUCCACAUGGAACAGCCACCCUGCUGGUGGUCAAGGUUGUGCUGAUAGACUGGUCCAAGCACAGAACCAGAUAGAUUAAAUCCCCAGCUGUAGGAGUCUUUACUGUUGUGUAGCUUGACAAGAUGUGGCUCCAUUUGUAAUAGCAGAUAGUUAGGCAUUGAUUCUCCUAAGGCAACAGCUUCUUCAGCAUGAGGUACAAUACAUCUACCCCUGAUUGGUUGCCAGUGGUAAACUGGUUUACAUUCCCCCAUUUUACACACUUUAAGCCAGUCUCCUAAAUUACUGUGUUUAUUGACAGAGGUCAACAUGAUCCACCACUAGACUUGCACUCCAUUGGGAACUGCAGUGCUCAGCACACAUCACAACCAGAUUACCCAAUGUUAGACUCAGGCUUGAAUGUGUAUCAUGAGAUAAAAUACUCUGAUUCUCUAGGGAGCACCUGUAUGGCCCUGAUGUUAAAGCGCACAAAGCAUCAGAUUCAUGUAAGCACACAUUCUUACAUGGCUGUUUGCUAUUCAGCUUAUCAACACCUUCUCUAGCUAUGACUUAAUUUCAUUGCUCCCAUAUGUCUCUGCCAGGUUCUAACCAUGAGAUUAUUACCCUCACUAAUCUGAAAACAGAAGGGGAUUUUUUUUGCCUCUCUGUUUUGCUCUACCACUAGAGCAACAAAGUUUGAGCUACAAAGUUGAUCAAGGAACUGGAGGAUCUCUCCAGGGAAAAGCUGGAGGAACUAGGCCUGCUCAGCCUUGAAAUGUGACUUGAAUGAAGACCUUAUCAAUGCCUGUGAGUGUCCGAAGGGAGGGUGCCAGGAGGAUGGGUCCAAGUUCUUGGUGCUGAGCAAUAGGACAAGAGACAAAGGGUAAAAACUGAUGCGCAGAAGUUCCACCAGAACGUGAGGAAGAGGUUUUUUGUGCAGUGGAACAAUUUGCUCAGAGAAAUUGUGGAGUCUCCUUUCACUGGAGAUAUUCCAGAACUCUGGACACAAUCCUGUGCUAGGUGCUGUAGGAUGACUUUGAUUGAGCAGGAAGGUUGGACCAAAUGACCUACUGUCCCUUCCAAACCGAUUCACUCUGUGAUUCUGUACUUCUGUUUAUUCAGCAUAAAUAUGUUGCAUAUUUUGUUCUGGCUUUUUUUUGUUUGGCUUUUUUGGCAGUAACUUAAACUUAAUAACAAUUCAACUAUCUGUUGCUAAUUAAAACAGUCUGUUUUAUUUUCACAAAAGAAAACUGUAUUACAGACACUAGUGAGCUGCAAUCUUCAGUAACUGAGAGGAUGUGUUUAAAAGCAGGAACACUUAAUGCCAGGGCCAAGCCAGUCUAAUUGGGAUUAUCCUUUAAGUAUUUACACCUACUCAUAAACUUAGGUGGAAUUAGAGGGGAGCACAGUCAGCAAAGUAUCAGUAUCAAAUCAGCAGAUGCAAAUAAACAAACUGUUAGAAACCAUUUUCAUGAGUAUAACAUUUAUAUACUGCCCAAAAUAGCAUAAGUAAACUACAAAUUACAGUCAGGUUUAAGAUUUACUUGUUUUUAUGAAUUCACCUAUUUGAUAUAAUUUUUUUUAACUAACCAAUACUGCCCACAGACAGGACCAGUGAGAAGCAAGAGAUUGUUUAUAAAGAUGAAACAGUGCAUUUCACUGGUUUAAACUAUACAGACUUAAACAUACACAUCUAGAAAAUGUACUUCACUCCAGCAUCUGAUGGUAAUGGCAUUAAGUGUUCCUGCUUGUAAACACAUCCUCUCUGUUACUGAAGAUUGCAGCUCAUUAGUUUCUGUAACAGGAUUUUCUUUCGUGACAAACAGAUCGGUUUAAUUAGCAGCAGAUAAUAAACUUGAACUGCAGUGAACUGUUUCUAAAGAAGUCUCAGUUACUGCCAAAAACCCAACCUGAAUGAAAUAUGCAACAGCUUUGUGACUGAAUAAUUAAUGGUAAAAUAAAACAGGGAGAAGAAAAAAACCUGGUACAACCCAUCUUAAUUUUUGGGUUAUUAAGGGAAGCUAAUACUUAGAAUCUGGCACAGACAUACUUUCAAUCAAGAGGAUUACAGGAAGCAAUGAAAAUAAGUCAUAGCUGGAGAAGAUGCUAAUAAACCAAACAGCAAAAAGCCAUGUAAAAAUGUGUGCUUACAUGAAUCUGAUCUGAUGCUUUGAUUGUGUGCUUUAGUUAUGGUUGCUUUAGCUGGCUGUGUACCAGGCAGUUUAUUUGUAUUUUUGAGUCUGCAUACAUCAUUUAUUUUAAGUUAUGUAUAGUAAUUUGCAGUGACUAGCUGUUAGUUUUCUUUACCACAAGCUGAGAAAUGCUUCUCUUCAUUAAGUAGACAUCAGUUAAGGUUAUGCUGUAGUUGCCACUGUUUUCCUACCAGAGAACAUAUAUCUUACUGUUAAGGUGUGUCUUUAACGUCAAUUGAAAACAAAUGCUGGAAUAGCCUAAAUGGAAGGAGAGGAAAAGCAGGUUAUGUGGAGUAUGAAAGAUUGUUUCAGUGGCUUAAGCUAUGUCAAGGAGGGGUGUUUUUCCUGGUGAAGAAAUUGAUUGGAUGCAGUGCCAUAUCUGUCCCAGUCUGCCGUGGGUCUCUGCGGCUGUGUGAAGGCAGAGAAGUAAAUUUUUGAAAGAUUCUGAAAUAACAGUGUUUUUUUCUUGGUCUUUGGGUUUUAUUAAAGUGUAUGCUUUUUAUUUUGUUUGAUAUGUACCUUUUUGCCUACUUUAGAUUAUAUUAUACUUCAGGUUAUAUAUGCUCAAAUUAUUGCAAGCAUCUUAAUAUAGCUUGUAGUAUUUUUUUUAUUGCCAGGAAAACAAUGGAAGUGCACAGAAUUCAAAUAAGUUUUUUUGUCUGCUACUUGCUCAGAAGAAAGGGUGUGCCAGCAAUUACGGGGCAUUUGUUUUAAAGCCAUUUUCCCAAUGUGAAAUGCCUGUCCUUUGUGACUAGCCUGCACCUCUCACUUUACGUAGCAGAAGUUGGAGGGUGAACCAGUGCUGUGAAUGCUAGGACAGAAAAGGUGGUAAUGAUUGUUUUAUUUUUUGUUCUUAGAAGACAUAAGACCCCUUUUCUUGUUAUUGAUGUAUAUUACUGUGUAACAGUGUAUUUUCCAUUGCCUUGGAAAUAGGAGCACGCAGAUGGGUGCAGUUGGACCUUAGUAACUCUUGGUUUAAGGUACAGAAGAGUCAACCUUCCCCUUUGCUGCUGACAACAGGAUCUACCAAGAGCAUGCAGUGUUUUGCUUUCCCACUGAGUCCACCAACUUACCUUUUCUUCAAAAGUACACAAUUACUUUGGGUGUGUUUCUGAGUGCAGAACUGAGGAAAAAGUGAGAUCAGCACAAAAUGCAGAGUGAUUGAUUUAACUGGGAAUAAAGGAGGAAUGUUUGGGAACAGUAUACACAUUGCUGACAGACUGUGACCCAUAAGCUAUGAGACUUUCUUUCUUAGUCCUGUCCAUCUCUUGUCUAGUUGGGGUGUAGACUGUCAGAAUGGACACAAGGCCAUGUCCACAUAUGCACACCACUUGAUACUUAAAACACUUCCAUGUGUUCUCUUUAUUCCUGUGUUAUGUUUAAAAAAAUGAUUUUUCAUAAUCAAAUGUUAGAAGUGGUGGCGUUUUAAUUUCUUACAUCUUUAAAGAAGAUUAAUGCAAGAGUUCAUAGCAUUAAUCAAGACGUAUUUCUUUCUGAUUUCUUGGGAGAAAUCUGUACUGACCAUUUAACAUUUGGCAUUAUCAAGAUCUUUGCCAAAACCCAUUCAUUUUGCCUCAGUGUGUAUCACAUUGGUCGGCUGCUUUGUGAAGACACCAGAGUUCAUUUACCCUUAACCAUAUUAUUCUUCCAUCAGUUUCCUCGUUUUCUGCUUGGGGUUUAAAACUCUUGCACUGAGUAGCUCCCUUACAUUCACCAUUAUGUCAAUUGCACUUUUUAAAUAAUUUUUUUUGUUGUUUAAAGACCAUCCUAUAGUUUUAUGUGUCUUCUUUUAAGAUCCCAUACUUUUAAGAUGUGAAACCUUUUUAAAGAUAAAUAAAUGCCUUGUGUUAACCAUCUAAUGAAAGAGGAA